Serpula lacrymans var. lacrymans S7.9 is the source of this 540-nucleotide messenger RNA. RefSeq lists its product as uncharacterized. The transcript has a single exon. The coding region runs from base 1 to 540 and encodes 179 amino acids. Lineage: Eukaryota; Fungi; Basidiomycota; Agaricomycetes; Boletales; Serpulaceae. The record is from RefSeq and is a predicted model, not a curated record.
AUGUCAGUGAUGCGUGCUUGGUAUAGGAAAGUAAAGAGAAGAGAACUUGAGGCAGACAAUCUAGGCCCUGAACAAGUAGUGUUUGAUGAAGUCAACUUGGAUGAAAAUGUUUACAACCAAGAAGACUAUGACUCAGAUGGGUCAGAAGAUAUAUUCCUCAACAGCUUACAAGAACCAUUUAACAAUUUCCUAAAUGAUCCUGCAAUGCAAGGCAACACCCAGUAUAACUUGAACCCUGACCCAGAGAUGCAGGCUGGCAGUUCACGUCACCCCCACUCCCUGCACUUUAAUCUGGAUGACAAUGAUGAUGAUGAUGAAAGAGUAGUGGAACAAAAUGAGAAUGCUGGCAAGGUUAUAAGGGUGGAUCUGGAUGCUCAUAAUAAAUGGAGGGAGAGUUUUCACCAGUUCCAUCAAGAUGACGAUGAGAUGGACAUUGAUCUUCCUGAUAAUAGAUGGGCUCCAUUUUCCACAGAAUUAGACUGGAAAUUUGCACAUUGGGCAUUGCAGGAGGGGGUUGGCCAGAAAUCUCUUGACAGAUAA